ACAAAAUCGAAAAGGUUCCUCCAUCAUACAGCCACUUUGUCUACCGUCCUCUCUUUCGGGCAGUCUGUGAUAUCUGAUCUCGGUGUUUGACGGACAUUCCACAAUAGGCAAGAUUGUCAGAACAGAUCCAUUUGUUGAGACACUGUUGUCUCCGGAUUUGGCAUACCACCCACGGACUGGACCCGCUUUCGGUCUCUUCUUUGGUCGAUUUCGCUGGUGAAUUGGUGUCAAAGGACAAACCCCUUGCAUACCACACGCUCUCGGCGACGCACGCGAGAGGGACCAGACAGGGACCCGUCCUAUUAACUCCCCCUGUCAUCAAGGGUCAUGAUCAAUGCAAAUCCCCAUCAUCUAACCCAUGCAUCUCUGGCGCAACAAUUUCCCCGUCGAUGGCAAGCUUGUCGUCGUCGCCGGGGGCUCCAAAGGCCUUGGCCGGGCGUUAGCCCUGGAGUUGGCGGGAAAAGGAGCGAAUCUAUUGAUCCUCGCGCGCGAAGAACUCGCCCUGAAUCGCACUCGCACCGAUCUUCAAGCGGCCUGCGUCUCGUCCAAGCAGAUCGUCGACGCUAUCUCCGUGGACCUGACGCAGCCGAACGACAUCGACCGCGUUCUCGCCCACUACCACCCCCCCGACGUCCUCAUCUGCACGGCCGGCGGCAUCCCCGACGAACCGGGCUUCCUCGCCAACCAAUCCCCCGCCGCGAUCACAUCCUGCCUCGAGCAAAACUACUACACCGCCAUCUUCCCCGUGCAAGCCUGCCUCCAGCGAUGGCUGGCGACGCCCACGCCCCACUCCACGCGCCACAUCGUGUUGACCUCCUCCGCAACAGCCCUCGCCAGCCUCCCCGGCUACGCCGCCUACACACCAGUGAAAGCCGCAACCCGCGCCCUCGCCGACACCCUCCGCCAGGAACUGCUCCUCUACGGCCGGGACACGUUCCGCGUCCACUGCGCCUUCCCCGCCAACUUCCUCGGCGAGUCUUUCCUGCGCGCACACCCCACCAAGCCGCGCCUGACGAAGCUCCUCGAGGGCACGGACGUGCCGCCCCAGCGGCUGAGCGAUAAUGUCCCUGCGUCGCGGGAGGUCGCGCGCGCUAUCGUUCGGGCCUUGGAGGCGGGAAGGACGUACAUCACGGUGGAUUCCCGCACCCAGUUGAUGUUAAACCAUAUGCGCGGGCCAAGUCCGCGGUUUUGGACGCUGUAUGAUUUGCUCAUGGGGUGGUUGGCGAUUGGGCUGUGUUGGGUGUGGAGGGUGAGAGCGGAUCGUCAGACGGUUAAGUAUGGGCGGGAGAAUGGGAUGGAGCGGUAGUUUUCUUUUUUUUUUUUUCUUCGCAUGCUUUCUUACUUAUUUCCGCCGUUUGGAUUUUUCGUUUCGUCUCUGCCUGAUUAUUGUUGAUUUUUCGUGGUGUAACAUGCGAUUCUAUACCUGGCGUGGCGUUAUUUCUAGGAACAGCGGUACUAAUGCACACUCCUAAGUCACCACCGGUCUUGAUGAAAAGCCAAAAGUAACAAUACAAGCAGGACAAAGUCAGACAAUCCCCUGGGCGAGCCUGACUU
Molecule: messenger RNA, 1554 nt
Organism: Aspergillus candidus
Lineage: Eukaryota; Fungi; Ascomycota; Eurotiomycetes; Eurotiales; Aspergillaceae
Product: NAD(P)-binding protein
Exons: 4
Coding region: 359-1306 (315 amino acids)
Biological process (GO): sphingolipid biosynthetic process
Cellular component (GO): endoplasmic reticulum membrane
Molecular function (GO): 3-dehydrosphinganine reductase activity
Source: RefSeq, a predicted model, not a curated record